CGGCAUUUCUAUCGAGCUCAACAACACGCCUGCAUAGCGACAACACAAGUACGAGUGGAUUUUGUGUUUCUGUUUUCUUAAAACACUGGCGUUGAAGCAAAGUGAUGACUGACAAGUGAUGCUAGCCCUGUAUUGCAGGAUGUCAUUUGUAAGCCAUUGAUGGAGCUGUGCAAAGAUUCCUGAUGCAAAAGUAAAUAUCACCAUUCUGGCGAUCGCAGCAUUUGUAAACACAGCCUGGAGGGAACCUUUCCCGGAAUGGAACGCUGCUCUGAAGGAAUGGGGAGUGCUUUGGGAUUUACAUAUAUACUUGUUCGGAGUCUUAUUUGGGCUCAUAUCAAUCUACUUCCUCUACGGACUGAUGGGAGUCGUCUUCAAAUAUCCCAUCAGCAAGAAUCUUUCCAUGGUCGCCAUGUAUACCUCCGGGUCAAUCUUUGCAAUAACAAGGUUUGUGGUGCUGUUCCUGGACCCUUAUUACCAAGGGUCCAUAUUCCUAGGAGCGCAGCCGACUCAGCUAAUGUGGGACCUGGGUCCACUAUCGCUUAUCACCAUAGAGUUCGCAUUGAUAUGGGUUCUUCUCAAAGCUGCAAGUAAGGUUAUCCUUUUGCGAGCGGCAUCAAGGACCCCGCUGUUGUUUAUUAUGCUCGCAUUUGCCAGCUAUUUCGCCAUCUACGUGUCAAAGCAAGUUAUAGGAACUCAAAUCACUGAGGCCUUAAGUCAAGGAUGUUGCUUUGCUUUGGGCGUAACUAACAGCUUUCUGUUUUUCUACCUUGCGUUGUUCAUCAAGAGGGGACAUGCAGAAAUACAUCUGCCAUUACAAGAUCACUUAAUAGGCCUUCUCGUUGGCUGCUUUAUCAUGCAGCUGACUCUCAGCCUUACUUACCUUUACUCUGCUUUUAAGAGCGGCGUAUUCAGUGGUAGUUCGCUAGAAGUAUUUCCCGACUCAUGGAGCUGGUGGUGGAUCCAGUCAAGCACAAGAACAAUGGAGUUCCUCAACUGCAUUUUACUAAUUUUAGCGAGCAUGAAACGACAACGCAGGUUCCUCAACCUUGAACCACUAGAUUACGAUCUCCUGAAGUCGUUCACUGAAUUUGCAGCGAGGGCAAACGAGACAUACGGCGAGACUACGUCAUCUAGCGAGACAAUGGGCUCAUCAAUUCCUAGUUCAAAUUCGCAAAGUCAGAGGGAGAACCCCAGUGUGAUUGAAGUCCCACGUGCCAUAGCAAAUCCCAGAACUGGUGAAACCACAGGGAGCACCUCUCAGGGGACCAUCUCCACUGCUGUUGAGAAAAAAUCUACAGGGUCCACUGUUACGGUAAGGGCGUCUAUCGGGACAGUCAUCAACCAGGAGUCCUCCGAUUCAACAGAAAAUGUCUAUUACGAGGAUAGCAGGGACAAGGGGGUGUGGUGGGAGGACAGAGGGGCGUGGGCGCCAGAUAUGUACGGGUUGGACUAUGAUACGUUUGACGAGGAGCCUCGCCAUGUCUACCUGAGCAUCACAGAAGAGAGCUUAUUAACUGACUACGGGUACGAGGAUUAUGACGACUACCUUCAAACAACAGACAUGGAAACUGAUACAGACGUUGAUGCGGGUCAUUUGUACGCUUUUGAUAAACCCAGAGAUAGCUUCACGGAAGAUACCGACGUCGAUUCAGGGUAUGUGUAUACUUUUGGUAAACCUGAGGAUAGUUUUACUGAAGACGAGGACACCCUUGAGGAAGAUUCAGACUUUGAUACGGGGAUUAUGAACGCCUUCGUUAAACCAAGAGACGAAGACUACGGUCAAGGGUAUACGAUGGAUUUUACAAUGGGAUUUGGCAAUGAGGAAUAUUUUGAUCCAAAUUAUCUGGAUGAUCUGACGAUUCCGGAUUUCCAUAGAGCAGGACGAGAGGGUGGCGGAGACGACUACGAGCAGGAGUAUGAGGAGGAAUACCUGGAAGAUGGAACCAUCCAAGAACAAGAUGAGCCAUACUAUGAUGAUUAUUACGAGGACCAGGAGACGCUCGGUUACGAAGAUGGGAAUUUCGUCGACGAAGAUUACGGACGUGAUUAUGAUCAGGAUUAUUAUUAUUACGAACAAGAUGAUGACGGGAAUUACUAUUAUUACGAAGAUAUGGAAUGAAUAAGUCUGUUAUAGCCUUGAUGUUACAAGGGCUAUGUUGUGGACGAGAUUUAUACGAACAGGAUUAUUAUUACGAACAAGAUGAUGACGAGAAUUACUAUUAAUACGAAGAUAUAGAAUGAAUAAGUCUAUUAUGGCCUUGAUGUAAGGGUUUCGCCGAAGAAGAUUGUGGACGAGAAUUAUACGAUCAGGAUUAACCAUUUAUACCUCCCAGAUGAUGAUUUUUACGAAGAGAAGGAAUCAAUAGGUUAGUUAUGCCUUUGAUUGGGCAAACACAUCCUGAAACGGUCUCUAUAAGAAUUUCACAGUUUUGUAAAGUCAGGACCGGGCUGUAGCAGGGGGGUGGGGCACUGUGGGCACGUGCCCCCAUUAUUUAAAAAAUAUAUAUAAUAAAAUGACCAGUAGGGGCGUGGCUGUCCCCCCAAUAUAAAAAAGAGACCAACAGAACCUAAAAAAUAUUAAUUCCGAUGUUUUUGAAAAUAAGAUGUGGCACAUCCUCUUAUACAAAGCUAUAUUUGUGAAAAUAUGUGGGGGGGAUAAUGUAAUAUAAACAAUUUUUAAAGAAAGUAUGUAAAAUAAAAUAAUUACGAUCAUAUAAUAUUUUAAUGAUAACAAUAAACUAUCGAUCACAUAUACCAUUUUUUACCAUACAAUACUUUUAUUUGAUCAUCAAAGAACAAUAUCAGUCACGUAUGGCUUGUGCUUUCGGGGGGACUGAUUGGCUACAUGACACGCGCGCUUAUAGUGGUCUAGCACAGUUGCAUCACGGUUCACGCGGCUCUAACUUUAUCACCGCGGGGGCCUGAGGAUUAGCGGUAAACCCCACUUCGUUGCUAUUUCUCUCGCGUGUUAUCAUGUGGUGGAAAUGUGAGAACAGAUCUUGGAAAGCUUCUUUAGCCUUCUGCUUCAUCUCCGAUAGACAGACCAAAUAAAUGAGAGGAUUAACCAUGCAGUUGACCAAGCUGAUGACCAAUCCAACGAUGCGAGUUGUGUACUCAUCUGCAAUGGUCGUGUCGAUGAAAUUUCCGGCAAUCAGAGCCGUGUACACGAAGGCAAACAGAUAUAGGCAGAAGAACGCCAGAAUUACCGCCGCCGCCGUGUGACUGAGCUUGUAGUGCCUCAGUGUAGAUGUAAUAGAGCUUGACGACUGAUCAGGGCAGGUCUGGCGACGCUUGCGGUGCAAGUACAUAAGUAUGCGAAUACUCAUGACUACCAGGCUAGGGCAGAGAUGAAGAAGACCACGAUGGCGAUGGUCAGGUUGAGUGCCUUAGAGAUGGGGUCUUCGGACACUGUGCAUAGCCGCGUGUACUGAUCGGUGAUCGGUGAUGGGGUAUGUCUUCAAGGUGAAGGUACACCCGGGGUGUACGGCGGCAAGUGUAGCGCCCACGAACCAAGCCACCACCACCAUUCUCUUGCAUGCUAUCCUUCUGGGCGCCUUGUGUGGGUAGUAGAUGAUCAGAUACCUCUCCACCCCCAGCACUAUCAUGUUGGUGAUGGUAAUUAAGAUUGGUACGAUCUGGAAAUACCUGUGGACACGGCCCACUAGAUCACUGGACAGGAAAUCAGUUGUGAGCUCUGCUAGCAGGAGUGGAAUGGCCAACAGAGCGGACAUGAGGUCGGACAGGGCCAGGCUCCGGACAAAGUACUUGGUGGUAAGACGGCGCUGGAGUCUGGUGGUGAUGAUUGGUUUUGGCUUGUACAGGUAGAGUACCAGUGUGUUGCCGCAUACCGAACAGACGGCCACAAAGACCAUGAUGGAGACAAACACCCACCUCAGACCGUACGGGACGGACUUCCACACGUAGCGAAGGUGGUGCAGGGGGGCGUGCGUUGCUUCCAUCACUCGACCCUAUCGCCAUGCGCAAGUGGUCUUGUUUUACUUAUCUGGGGAAUUGAAAAGAUAAUUGUAGAUUGUUGUUGAUACUAGAUGGAGUGUUUUUCCUCUUUGACGGUAGAAAUACAGAUCCAUGCGUAUAACAUGAGCUUACUUGUAACGGAAUAACAGCAAUAGCUGUACGAUUCCUCAAAGUUUAUUCUAAGCGCCCAAUUUCAAGUGAUGGCUUGGUAUUUGUUAAUGUCUCUCAGUUAAGUUUGAACAUUUCUGACGAGCAUCACCGCUAUGUAAAUUGGCACGAAGUCAGACGAGGACGCUUACGACCCUUUCCUUCCCCCCUAUGAACGCAUAAGGUCCCCUCCCAAGUGAACGCUAUGAUAUUAUUUGUUUUGGGCUCCUUCCCAUUUCGCAUUAUUAAUUUGUUUGUGAACUAAACAACGGUGCGUAAUAAUAACAGGAAAAGACGUAUGCCCCAAAUGACCCAAGCGCACUUUGUUAAGAAAGACCAUAAAAAUGCAUGAAUUAUAGGAGGGUAACAUUAUCAGUUCUGUAGAUUACUCCAAAUUCCUCUUACAUGGGUGUUUUUGGUAAACAAGUUAAUCUAUCAAAGAACUAGGCAAAAUCUCUCCCCCACAUAGCGUUUUAUUUGUACUAAAACAUAUAGGAAAAACAUAACGCACGAUACAGGCCCGUAACCAGAAUUUUGGGCUUUGUU
Nematostella vectensis (starlet sea anemone) is the source of this 4668-nucleotide messenger RNA. RefSeq lists its product as uncharacterized. The coding region runs from base 359 to 2119 and encodes 586 amino acids. Lineage: Eukaryota; Metazoa; Cnidaria; Anthozoa; Actiniaria; Edwardsiidae. The transcript has 2 exons. The record is from RefSeq and is a predicted model, not a curated record.